This is a messenger RNA of Amoebophrya sp. A25, 3128 nucleotides long. The record is from the annotation of a GenBank genome assembly. NCBI's taxonomy places the organism in Eukaryota, Dinophyceae, Syndiniales, Amoebophryaceae.
GUACGCACCGAGACAGUGCAACGGACGGUGACGGUGAGCAUAUGCAUUGUGAUAAGAUAAGCGACUGAGGCGACAUCAAUUCUUUUAACAUCAAGCUUAGAAGUUGUUACUGUUUGUACCUUGUUGAUAUUUCAGAAUUUUAGUUUCGUCCAGGUUGACUAACAAGCGCUAAUCAAAAUCAACGACCUCCAAGUUGUCUCUAAGUAGAUAAAGCAAGAUGAAGAUCGAGGAGGUCCAGUCAACGACGAAGGCGUCGCGGGUCGCGUCGCAUUCGCACGUUAAGGGGCUCGGUCUGAAGGAGGAUGGCACUGCUCAUAUGAUCGCAGGUGGUCUGGUCGGACAGGAGAAGGCUCGAGAGGCUGGUGGCAUCGUCGUGGAUUUGAUUAAGUCCAAGAAAAUGGCCGGCCGGGCACUUAUGUUAGCGGGCGCACCGGGAACGGGUAAGACAGCCAUUGCGCUGGCCAUCGCGUCAGAACUCGGCGCGAAAGUGCCUUUCUGCCCGAUGGUGGGAAGUGAGGUAAGAAUUUCAUAUAUCUAGUUACUUCAAAUUAUGGGAUACGUAGUUAGAUUACGGUGCAGAACUCCCGUAUAUUGUGAUGGAGGAGGUUAGGUUAGUUUGGUGGAUUACAGGAGAAAUCUUGUAAGCAAGAAGCAACUGAAGGUAUUUUCCUGUCAAAUUUGAACUCAUUCUCGUUUUACAUAGGUGUACUCGUCAGAAGUGAAAAAGACCGAAGUCUUGAUGGAAAACUGCCGUCGGGCGAUCGGUAUCCGUAUUAAAGAAACGAAGGAGGUCUACGAAGGCGAAGUAAUCGAGCUUACACCCGAGGAAAAGCCAGAUCCAAGUGGAGGGUAUUUUCGAAAUUUCGCCUUUAUAUAGACCUACAAAUUCUUAGCAUAGAAUCAUGAUGGGUCCUACAACCAUAUCCUUAUUCAGUUGAUGAAUACCACUUUAUUCGUUUUCUUGCAGGGUCGAGAAGCGAGUUACCUCUGUGAUGAUCGGAUUGAAGACCGUGAAAGGGUCAAAAACCCUGAAGUUAGCUCCUUCGAUCUUCGAGGGCUUACAGCGAGAAAAAGUUAAUAUCGGCGACGUUAUUUACAUCGAGGCAAACACCGGAGCAGUAAAACGCGUCGGCAGGUCAGACGCGUACGCCGCAGAGUUCGAUCUUGAGGCUGAGGAGUAUGUUCCGGUACUUCUGAACUAUCUCAAAAGAACGUUCAAGUUGUAGUUUCACAUGUGCAUACACUUUUGAGCAAGUUCCUGGCUGAUGUUGAAAUUUGAAAUUUCUUAUUAAUUUGUUCUUUAUUUUUGCAACAGGUACCAAAAGGCGAUGUGCACAAAAAGAAAGAGGUUGUUCAGGACGUUACCUUGCACGAUUUGGAUGCCGCAAAUGCAAAGGUAUUUUUGAAACUUGUUGCACUGGAAACUCGAUUAUAGUGUGAGAAGAGUGCGCGGGAGUAACAAGAUCAGUUUUAUGAUCGACUUUGUAAGAUGUUAGUCUUAAUCAGUCAUGAUGUGCCGUCGUUUAUCAAAGCAAGAAAUUAAUAGAACCAAAGUCCAAUGCAUCCAUCACAAAUCCAAAUUCCUCCACACAACAGCCACAAGGCGGCCAGGACAUCGUGUCAUUGAUGGGGCAAUUCAUGAAGCAGAGGAAAACGGAGAUUACCGACAAGCUGCGAAAGGAGAUCAACAAAGUCGUUAACAGGUAGUGACAGCCGGUUCCGAAUCCGAUACUUUUGCUUCGGCUUCGUUUACUUCAUAAAUUUAACUCUUAGAAUUCAAAAACCAAAAAGGUUUCUAGAACUGAAUAAUUAAUCUGUACUUGAUGCAAAACCUUUUGAUCUAAGUCAAAAGAUACCUCAAGACCAGGUAAGUAAAUGAAUGAAUGAGCCUGAGAUAGGCGUUGUAUCUACAAUAAAGAAGUACGCGAUCUCACCUGAUUUUUUUCUACGUCCUCACGGAUAACAUCUCUCUCUCUCGACCAUCCUGAAGCUGAAUCUUCAGCCACUGAACACAGGUACAUCGAUCAGGGUAUUGCGGAAUUAGUGCCGGGAGUGUUGUUUAUCGAUGAGGUCCACAUGCUCGAUAUAGAGUGCUUCACGUACCUUAACAGGGCACUCGAGUCGACGCUUAGUCCCAUCAUAAUAUUUGCGACAAACAGAGGAAUUUGCACCAUCAGAGGUACUACAUAUGAUUUAGGUUUUGACUCUGUUCUGCCACUCUUAGUCUCUCUGGUCGCCCCAGAAACCAUCUCGUUGUCCACGUCGUGUUUGGACUCGAGAACCUUGUUCUCUUUUUCAUUUUCAGGCACGGAGAUCGUCUCACCGCACGGUAUGCCGGUCGAUUUGCUGGACCGUCUGAUUAUUGUGCGCACAUUACCCUAUUCAGUAGAAGAAAUCGCGACAAUUGUGCGCAUACGAGCGCAAACUGAGAAGAUUGAGAUCGCGGACAACGCAGUAGAGGCCUUGGGUGAGAUCGGAUUGAACACUAGUUUGCGAUACGUCUCUCAGCUUCUCACACCCGCCAUUAUCAUCGCGAAGUCCCAGGGAAGAGACGCCAUCGAGCAGGAAGACAUCGGAGAAAUCGACGAAAUCUUCUACGAUGCCAAAGCAUCUGCCAAGUUGCUGGCUGCAAACGCAGACAAGUACAUCUCGUAAUGGGCUUGAUGCAGCUUUUCGGAUCGUAGUAAUUUGCACAGGCAGUUCUUCCUAGUUGUAAGGAUUCAUCAAUGAAGCAGUGCUGCAGUAGGCCGCGAAGUUCUUCGAAAAUUGCGUGGUUGGAGGCGACGGACUCUACAACAUCAUGUGAUGUUAAUGUCUCGUACAACAGCGCCGUCAACGAAUGAAUCACUCACAGCAUGUAGCUCCCAACUUUUGAUGCUCCCGCGAAUUUGCCUACGAAAUAAGUGUAAAGAGCGUCUUGCUUCCCCAAAGCCGUGAACCCCACCCGACAACACAGCAAAAACCGCGUUUGCGAACCAGUCUUCUUCUCGAUAUAGUAACUCACUAAUAACCUCCAUUGAUUCCUAGUAGAUUGAAUACUUCUAGCGGUAACAUUUUGUGUUUUUUGAAGUGCUUGUGUAUGAAAUUGAAGGGUAGUGCAAGCAAAGAUGUGCUGCGUGAGAACACAC